This is a messenger RNA of Petromyzon marinus (sea lamprey), 6098 nucleotides long. RefSeq lists its product as uncharacterized. Lineage: Eukaryota; Metazoa; Chordata; Hyperoartia; Petromyzontiformes; Petromyzontidae. The record is from RefSeq and is a predicted model, not a curated record.
ACCCCCCCCCCCCCCCACAUCUGGACAAAGACCCACACACAGCCUGGUCUCAUCACAACCGCGCCAGCACGCGUCUCUCAGUCCUCGUCUCUCGCCCACGCUCCUCACUAAUCCCCUGGGUAGCGCCUCUCUCUUUUCUCGCCGAGUCGUUGAGUCGCGGUGGAAGUCGUGUGUACCCCACGCCGCCUCUCCACUCGUCCUCUGUCCCUCCCGGGGUCGCCCUCGGGGUCAUCCCCCUCCCUCAGGGUCCCCCCCCCCAUCCACGCAGAGAAAAGCGGCCCGCGAUGAGAGAACCAUGGCCACGGCUCAAGGAGGGAUCGACUCGGGACGCCGGAUCGGCCGCUGCGCCACGUCCUUCUGGCUCGCCAUCGCCUUCGACGCGGUCGGAGUGGCCGUGCUGCUCGUGGGCAUCUUCAGCGACGUGGAGUUCUACGACCUCCUCAUCUACUGCGGGGCCAUCCUCAUCUUCCUGAGCCUCGUUUGGUGGAUCUUCUGGUACACGGGCAACAUCGAGGUGCCCGUGGAGGAGUUGAUGCGCGGUGGGGAGAGCGAACGCGGAGGCGGUGGCGGCGGCGGCGGUGGCAAGGGGACGGGACCCGCGAGUCGCGUCGUGAGCCUCGUGCGAAGUGUGUCGAGCAUCCUGCAAGGUCGGAGGUCCUUCACGAGCACUCCGAGAAGGUCGCAGCAGCAGCAGCAGCGCCAACAGCAGCGCCAGCAGCAGCAGCAACAACAACAGCAGCAGCAGAUUGACCUGAACGGACUUCAGUACAAGAGCUCGCUUAUAGCGUCUUCGGAGAUGCACCACCACCACCAACACUGCCGCCACGACCACCAGCAGCAGCACCGUCUCCCGGCAGAGCCUCUGCCUGGCGAGUCGUUUUCGCCGGGACAACCCGUCGCCUCGUCGCCUCCUCUCCCCUCGCCGUCCUCGGAGCGACGCGACUCCGACGGGCGCUGCGCCUCGCUCCGCGCGCAACUCGAGGACCGGGGCUCGAAGCCUGCGGCGAGCGGACACGGUGGUGACCUGGGAUGGGACGGGAGGUGGCCCGAGGUUUGCUUCAUCUCGCUGGUCGGGCUGCCUUCGGAGAGCACGAGGCUAUGAACGAGGUGGCUUCUCCACCCCUGCUCCUCAUCCCGUGCGGGUCUCCUCCGACCUCCAGCAAGGAGCUUGUGGGCUGGUCGUCUCGUCCAUCUCAGCUCCCCGACCGGCCAAACUCUCACGAAAUAUAUAUUUUUGUUGUUUCUUUUAAAAUCAUGAACUUCGAUUCCGACAACUGGAGUUACCACACGCCAAGGGAGCGCAUCACAUUCCCAAGUGUUUUUUGUUUGUUUUGUUUGUAGUUACAACGUGAGGAGACGUAAAGUGUAAAGUAUAACAACAACAAAAAUUCCAGAACAAAAAUAACUUUCCUGACUCAUUUACUGUAAAUUCCCGACGUCAGCGAUGGAACCGAGCUCGUGUUUAUACUGGAGAGUUAGUGACCUCUUGCUGCUCACUACGUACGGAAACAAAGAAAAACUACGACUCGAACAUUUAUCCACAGCUCCUGGAGUCUCACGCAUCCCUCACGGAUUGCAUUUUCGCGCCCUUUUUUUUCUCUUCUUGUCAACACUCGCCACAAUGUCGUAUGCUGCUCGUAGAUACUCGUAAAAUGCCGCACGAUGUUAACGGUGGAACCCAAACAACGCGGUCCUGUCCAGCCCGCCUGAGUGCCUCUCACGCCACCUGCUGGCCACUGUCGCCCAUUGCCCUCAGAGGUUGUUGACGGCAACUUGGCGCCAAUGUGGCGCAAGGUGGUGGUUGGUGGUGGUGGUGGUUGGUGGUGGUGGCACGGGCAUGCAUUUGGAUGGCGCGAAGCAACGAAAGUUGAAUACAUUUCCCUCAGUUAAGCGAAGACUUUUCUCCCAGUGAAGCGAAGACAUUUUCCUUCAAUGAAGUUUAUGCAUUUCCCUCAGUUAUACAUUUCCCUCCGUUAAGUGAAUACAUUUCUGUCAGUUAAGUGAAGACAUUACCCUCAGUAAAGUUAAUAAUACAUUUCCCUCCGUUAAGUGAAUACAUUUCUGUCAGUUAAGUGAAGACAUUACCCUCAGUAACGUGAAUACAUUUCCAUUAGUUAAGUGAAGAAAUGUUUGUUGUCCUUCCCCCACACCUCCUAUUAGUGUGGUUGCCUGCGUAGGGUGUGAAAGAAGUUCAACAUACAUACAUUUCCUUCAAUGAAGUGAAGACAUUUCCCUUAGUUUCCCAACUAAAUCGGUCUAAAUUCAGGGAGGCUUUUAAUAAACGUAUUUGACGUGGCCGGCCAUUAAUCACCUCAUUACGCCACUCACCUCGCAGCUGUGUAACCUGUGCUAUCGUUGUGCCACUAAUCUCCAACCUUAAUCAAUUUCUGGUUGUUCUUCUUCGAGUGUGUGUCUGAAGCUGCAUGCAGCCACGUUUGUGACAAGUGCCCUUGGUGACUAUGUUGUUGCGUGAUGCCUCCAGACGGCCAUGUUGGUAGCAAGUGUCUCAAGUCACCAUGUUGGUAGCCAGUGCAUCAGGCGGCCAUGUUAGUGGCCAGUGUGUUAGUUGGUCAUGUUGGUAGCCAGUGCGUUAGGUGGCCAUGUUAGUGGCCAGUGUGUUAGAUGGCUAUGUUGGUAGCCAGUGCGUUAGGUGGCCAUGUUGGUAACCAGUGUGUUAGGUGGUCAUGUUGGUAACCAGUGCGUUAGGUGGUCAUGUUGGUAGCCAGUGCGUUAGGUGGUCAUGUUGGUAGCCAGUGUGUUAGAUGGUCAUGUUGGUAACCAGUGCGUUAGGUGGCCAUGUUGGUAGCCAGUGUGUUAGAUGGUCAUGUUGGUAACCAGUGCGUUAGGUGAUCAUGUUGGUAGCCAGUGCGUUAGGCGGCCAUGUUGGUAACCAGUGCGUUAGGCGGCCAUGUUGGUAGCCAGUGCGUUAGGCGGCCAUGUUGGUAGCCAGUGUGUUAGGUGGUCAUGUUGGUAGCCAGUGCGUUAGGUGAUCAUGUUGGUAGCCAGUGCGUUAGGCGGCCAUGUUGGUAGCCAGUGCGUUAGGCGGCCAUGUUGGUAGCCAGUGCGUCAGGCGGCCAUGUUGGUAGCCAGUGCGUCAGGCGGCCAUGUUGGUAGCCAGUGCGUCAGGCGGCUAGGUUGGUGGUCCGUGCGUUAGGUGGCCAUGUUGGUGGCCAUUGCGUCAGGCGGCCAUGUUGGUGGCCAGUGGCCCCAGGUGGCCUUUUGUUGGCCAAUGCCUCAGGAAGCCAGCCAAGUUGGGGACAAGUACCCCAGGCAAUUAAGUAGUGACCUGGAAAACCAAAAUGACUGGGCCUCGGGUGUGGUGGACACAAGGACUGGUGCUGCCUGUGUCGUGCUGUACGUCGGUGUGAUUUCACGAGAUGAAAAUGCUGUAAAAUGGGGCCUUUUACUGCAAAACUAGAUUUCAAUUGUGCCUUAUUAGAAUGAAUAAUAAGCAAUAGUUGUUGUCCUUUGGAAACACUGCUACCCACCAUAGCAUUGUGGAAUUUCCACCACUGGUUUGCGGUACACCACAGUGGAAAAUUAGCACUGCCUCAAUGCUCUUUGAGCAGGGAGACUUUUUUACUUGACUAUGUUUAUAAUAAUGCCGUUAAUAUUUUACAAGUAGUUAGUCACUUGACAAUCCUUUUCACUGUGUGCCUAAACGUAUCCCCAGGACACCCAUCCCUUCCUUGCCUUGGGUGUUUACGGUUGUCUGAAACCUUCACUUUUGUGAUACACCGUAGUACUGUACAGUAUAUUGCACCUUGCAGUUUGCUUGCACGUGCUGUGCAAUUUGACGGUUUGAGGGGAGCGGGUGUAGGCCCGUAAUCCUGCUUGACGGCAGGCCAUCGCGUGAUGUCCUGGCCGCAGCACCAAAUUUGCCAAAUUGUUGUUUUAAAACCUGCGAAGGCAAUCGGCGUUUUUAUCCCCUGCUAGAUGAAGACAUACCUACGCUGUCGCCACCCGUCGUGGUACAUGCCGAUGCCAUGAUCCAGCGCCUUCACCCCCCCCCCCCGCACACGUGAACCAAUUUCAUCGUUCCCACAUCCACAGUAGUGGUCAUUUGUCCCGUAUGUAUUCUCUCGAUCAUCAGCCUCGUCCAUCGACCAUGAUCGUCCCUUGCAGCCACGAUACGUGUCCUAUCCAAGGUGUAAUAGUCCGCAUGGUGUCUCUCUUUUGUUUUUUUGUUCCUCCGAUCCUCAUACUCCGUCUGUCAGUUUCAUUUCCGGCAUACGACUGCCCCAAAAAAAAUAUAAAUUGGGCUCUUACUGUCAACGGAGCAAUCGCCAACACCUGCCUUCUACUUCAUGCCAACGCUGUCUCGCACUGUAAAGCAAAGGACUAUACCCUAGUUGACAGGUGGUGCGUUUAAAUACGAGCGAGUAGAAACCCGCACUUAGAGCAAAGUUCUUAGAGAUUUUAGCGUGCUGUGUUUGUAAAACAGUUCGUCGCGGAAUCGUCGUUGCUGCUUCGUUUUACAUCUUUUAGGCACCGUUGUAAGACAGAAAGAAAACGAGAGUUUACAGAAAGCGCGAAUGUCACGUAUUUACCCAGGCAAGCCACGCAGAUUCUCAAAAGGCUAUUGUAUGGGAGUGUGCUGGAUUGGAGCUUUUUGGCCAAACGAUUUUUUUUUAAGAAGGAGCGUUUUGCUUUAUGUGGGAUGAACGUAUCUCGUGAAAUCCCACUGUGUGUGUGAGGGUAUAACACUCAAAAGGGCCACACACACACACAUUCAGUGAACUCAAUUGCUGUACUUACACCUUCUGGACACUUUGGAAUCCAGCGGUUUUGGGAUUUUUAUUACAAAUCUCUUUUGGUGUGAUCCACCAAAACCCUCUCCACCGAAGUGCUGUAAUCAUAUUAAAAACUAACAAGUGCAUUAUUUAUAUUGCCCAGAGAUUAACAAGUAGCCGUUUUGGAUGGCCGAUUUUCUUUUUUUUAAAAGAGGUUAUUUUAUUUUUUUCACGGCACUAACGGCAAGCAUAUGGUACAAGUGAACGCAACACAUCAAGCAACGCGAAGCAAACAACCAGUAGGUAAAAACAAAUAUUUUGACCAAAGGCAUCACACGCACACAAAGGUCUUUUCAGACGUUCGCACAUCCCAAAUCUAGACGAAUACAAAUAACAGUUGAUGCAGAGCUUUUAAAUGAUAACCCAACAACCACGACACCGUGCCGCUCAUGUUGACAAAGAGAGGAGGGAGAUGUGUCACCCGACUCGAAUUUGGCGCCCCAAAUGAAAAUUCCCCCCGGAAAACCCAAAGAUCUGCGUGGCGCUUUUCAGGGUUGUCACCGUGCGUGGAACAGCCCGCAAGCACACAUCCUGAGGACUUUUACAGGCACAACAGCCGAAAAAUAUAAAAAAAAUAAACCCUAUACUCUGUGCUACAUUCCAUUCCGUUAAUCUGGGUGAAAGUAGCGAACUUAUUGUAAUAAACUCAACACGAUCGGCAAUACCGCUGUAGCCUUAACGUGUCAAAUAUAUAACGUUUUGGGUAAUGGCCCUAACUUAGGUGCUUUGAAGGGCUAUUUCCCGAAACGUCACCUGAUGGUUUCCAUUUUAAGACCACAGUGUUACUGCCGAAUGUGUUUGAGUGAGUUUCUAAAAUAAAUAAUGAAUUGCCUUGUGCACCGCUGCAGGUAAGCAAGCAGCUGCAUCACCAACCUGGCCUAUGGCCUCCAGAAAUGGUCACAGCUGGUUGAAAUAUAUAUAUUUUUUGGUGAGCGGUCGAAUUGUGUUCCAUUUGAAAGUCGGGUGACCGUUCGUGAUGGGAUAUGCAGGCAAAAUGAUAUAGGGCAAUGGUUGUCAUUCUUACUCUUGGGUUGUUUUAAGUCGAAGGAGUUGUGACAUGAAUGUUGCCAUAUACUGUAUAUAUAUGUGUGUGUAAGUAAAUGGACCAAGAGCUUAAAAGGGUUAAUUGAUGUAAGUCAUUGGAUGCCAGCUCGUGCAUCAUCGUUGAUUUGGGCCAGCGUACGACACCGAUGGCUCGUGUAAAUCCUCAUUUAUUUAAGAGUAAUAUAUGUUUGUAUACGGAUGGAAGGAAUGUGAAGGCACAGCUUAAAUUGGCAAUAAUAAAGAAUGUUUUAUAUUAUCGGC